GACGGAGCAUUGGACGUUCAAGCAAUAGAUGUUCAUGUGCAGAAGUUGAUUGCGAGGAUUGAAAAAUUGGAGCGAGAGAGGAAUCAAUAUCGUGACUCAUUCGACCGAUUGCAACGCAAGACGAGCGAUAGCCACAUCGUUUUGAGUAAGCAGGAGCAUUUGUAUAAGUCGGUUGAGGAAAAGAUGAUUGAUAUGGAAGAGGAGAAGCGUGCGGUCGAGGUGAAACUGACGUCAGCGAAAGAGUUACUGCGUUCGCAGGAAGAGGCGUUGAAGAAGAGGGAGGAGGAGCGUAGUGCGUUGAAGCAGAAAUUGAUAGCGAAUGAGCUGGAGACGCGUGGGAAGGAGGCUCAAAUUAGGCAUUUGAAUGAGCGUGUAAAAAAUUUGCGCGGGGAGUUGGAGAAUUGCCAAAACGAGAAUCGCCAACUCAAAGAGAAAGAAGAGCAGAUGGACGUGAAUAAGAUUGUGCUGGAGUCGAAAAUACGCGAUUACGAUUCGGAGACACAAAAAAUUAAUGUGCUAAUGGAGAAUUUUGAGACUGAACGUCAGAAGCUGAAUGAAUCAGUGAAGAAGUUAGCGUCUGAGCUGAUGACGAGUCAAUCGGAGAAUUCGGAUUUGAAAGAUGAUCUGGAGAGGGCCAAAAAGGAGUUGGCCAAGUUCGAGAGGUCAGAGGUCAACCUGAGGCGAUCGCUUGACGAGCAGAUGAGGAACGUGAAGGAGUGUCAAAAUUUGAGAGAUCGGGUUGGUCGUUUUGAUAUGAUUGGUGAAUUGUAA
Messenger RNA from Anisakis simplex (herring worm), 771 nucleotides. NCBI's taxonomy places the organism in Eukaryota, Metazoa, Nematoda, Chromadorea, Rhabditida, Anisakidae. The record is from the annotation of a GenBank genome assembly.